Molecule: messenger RNA, 1169 nt
Organism: Grammomys surdaster
Lineage: Eukaryota; Metazoa; Chordata; Mammalia; Rodentia; Muridae
Gene: Mlf1
Product: myeloid leukemia factor 1
Exons: 8
Coding region: 123-971 (282 amino acids)
Biological process (GO): regulation of DNA-templated transcription
Cellular component (GO): cytoplasm; nucleus
Source: RefSeq, a predicted model, not a curated record
AGUCGCGGGCGCGGCUAUUGCCGCGGGCAGACGCGCGAAGCUAGCGGGAAGCAGGCUGGUGGCGGCGCGGCGAGCUGCGCCUUCUAUUUCCACCCGCGCCCGCCGCCCGCCGCAGAAACACGAUGUUCCGGAUGCUGAGCAGCAGCUUUGAGGACGACCCCUUCUUCGCUGAUUCUUUUCUUGCACACCGAGAAAGUAUGCGCAACAUGAUGAGAAGUUUCUCUGAACCUCUUGGAAGAGACUUGCUCAGUAUCUCUGAUGAUAGAGGAAGAACCCAUAAUCGUAGAGAACAUGAUGGUGGUGAAGAUUCCUUAACUGCAACAAGUUUUUCUCUUGUGCCUUUUGAGAGGUUUGGUGGAAUGCAUGCAGAUAUCAACCCUUUUCAGACAAUGGAUCGGAUGAUGGUAAAUAUGCGAAGUGGUAUACAGGAAUUACAAAGAAACUUUGGCCAACUUUCAAUGGAUCCAAAUGGGCAUUCAUUUUGUUCUUCCUCUGUUAUGACCUAUUCCAAAGUAGGAGAUGAACCACCAAAGGUUUUCCAGGCCUCAACUCAAACCCGUAGGGCUCCAGGAGGAGUAAAAGAAACCAGAAAAGCAAUGAGAGAUUCUGACAGCGGAUUAGAAAGAAUGGCUGUUGGUCAUCAUAUCCAUGACCGAGCUCAUGUCAUUAGAAAGUCAAAGAACAGCAAGACGGGAGAUGAAGAGGUCAACCAAGAGUUCAUCAAUAUGAAUGAAAGUGAUGCUCAUGCUUUUGAUGAUGAGUGGCAAAAUGAAGUUCUGAAGUACAAGCCUAUUGGACGAUCAGGAAACACUGGAAUGCGAAGCGUGGGUCACGAGCAUCCAGGGUCUCGUGAACUCAAAAGAAGAGAGAAAAUUCAUCGAAAUUCAGCCAUUGAGAGUGGAAGAAAAUCAAACAUUUUUGUGGACAAACUCAAUGUCAAAGGAUCACCUGUGAAAAUCACCAAAAAAUAAAUAGCCGUGCAUUUCAUUUGUUUAGUUGGUUAUUUUAACAAAGUAAGUCAUGGCAUGGUGCUCAGUAAUACACAAAAGACCAAUCUCCUGUUAAAUCAGUGCUGUACUUUGCAACUUUCUUCUGAAUGUGAAUGUUCUUGUAAGUUUUAGCUUUACAUUGUUCAUACUUUAGGAAUAAAAUUUUGAUGUUCAAUAAUA